AUGGCUGCCAAAGUUGCAAAUCCGCCUGCAGCAUCACCCGCCGAUAAAGAUGUAGCCAGUCUACAGGUUACAUUACCUCAAAUGUUGGAUCUUGCAUUGGGAACACCGGAAGUUGGAGCGGUGAAUUUAAAUAUCCUCCACAAUUUCCUUCAUAUUUUACUGCAUCAGAUAAAUUUGAAAUCAACUAAGGUCGAAUAUCGUGGUGACGAUGCUAAUCGAAUUAAGACGAUAGUAAGCUCUCUGAAAGGCGGUCCAUCGCUUUAUCUACAGGAAUACAGUAUUAUCGAUGAUUCCAACAACGCGAAACAUCGUGUUCGCAGUGCUGACGCUGUUGACGUGAAAGCAGACGUAGUAACAGAUGGUAAAAAGAAUUCAGAUAAGGGAGAUAUGAAAGAAACGAAAGGUACGAGGCAACAAAUUGGUCCUGGUACGGAAGGUGAAUGUGAAACUGUUAUUUUUGUGGAACCAAUCGUCGAUGGUACAACUCCAACAGCAUUAGGUUUUAAACGAAUCGAGCAAACCGUAAACGAGCUUCAGCAGCGAUUUCAAGCUCUGGAAGAGUUAUCGACGACGCCAGAGCUUAUCGAGCGAAUAAAGGGUAAAAUCACAGAUCCUGUGACUGACGUCUGGCAAAUUAUCAGCAUCACCAAAAGAUUGGAUGCCAGUGAAGAAGGUAUUGAUAAGCUGACGAAAAUGGUGCAAGAUGUGAUCAAAGGUGAUACAACGAUUGCAACGGGAGGAGGAUCGCCAGACCUCGACGACAGACUGGUGAAUUUAGAAAACGCCCUUAACGAUUUGGAGCAGGUUGUUCAGAAUUUGCAAGUAAUCGCUAACGGCGAGGAGGGUGAGGGUGAAAAAGCCGCGGCCGGUGAUACAAGCGAUGCAAAGGAGGACGAACAUCCGUCGGCAGGACCACGAAUUUCAUUAAGCCAGCUUCUAGGCGGAAUAGACGUGAAAGAAAUGCAUCAGAACGUGGCCACUUUGCAGAAGGAUGUUAAACAAAUGAAGGAAACGUUGAAAAAUACAGAGGAAAAAAUUAAGAAGACUGAAACGGCUCAAAAAACGGAGACAAAACAGGACACUGGGCACAAAGGAGAGGACUCGCAGAAACCGAAGGAAACAGCUGAAGAACCGCACAAAGAUACGGAAACGGCGCAAGUAACGGAGAAGAAAGACACAGAGGAACAAGUAGAAAAACAGAAGGAAACUAAGGAACAUGGGAUUAAAGAAAGGCAGAAGGAAGGACGCGUAGAAAGUCCGAAAUCGCCUACAAAAAGUGUGAAAGAGGAGCAGAUAAUGGAUACAGAUGAAUUACACGUCCUUAAUGAACGAAUCUCAAAAUUGGAGAAGGAUGUGACGUGUUUGUACGAGAAAGUAAACAGCGCACCAAUGGCUGGUGUUUCAGGCAGCUCUGACGUCGACGAUUUAAUGUCGAAAGUUCAGGAAAUCCAGAAUGAAAUGGAGAAAUUGAAUCAAACCGCGGAUCGUCUGAUCGAUGAUCGCGAAAAUCGUGAGCUGCAUCUUAACGCACUGUUGGAGCAAGUAGAAAUUCUGAAGACCAUCAAAGCGGACAGAGAAGAUCUCGAAGACGCUCUGGCCGACAAAGCCGAUUCUCAAGCGAUAAAUAGAAAAGUCUCUUACGAUCAAUUCGACGCAGCUUGCGACGACCUCGCCCAAGGACUCGAGGACGCUAUUAAUAAAUUAGGAAAGCAAGAGACAAUCUGGCAGGAAGCACUGGACGAAGUGCAGAAGGAGAUCGAGGGGAAAGUUGACAAAAUGGAAAUGUCGCCGCUGAAAGAUUUCGUGAAUCAUCGAUUGAAGUCGUUCCAGGAAAGAUUGAAGAAAGUGGCGGAAACGAGGCAAGAAAGCGAAGCAGCUGGUACGAAGAAAUUACUUAGGGAUGUUCAGUGUAUCUCUUGCGACAAGGACGUAGUGAUGAGAAUGGACGGUGGUCACAAGCACAAAGUGGAAGCGUUACCCUGCACAGCCAGCAUGAAGCCGUACCUAACUUAUGAAUUGGAUCAGGUUAGGAAACAACACAGAAGAUUACCUCAUAGCAGGAAUAUGAUUCAAUUUGAGGCAGCCAUGCAGGAAGAAGCAAGGAAACAGAAGAGCGCGCGAGCUGAUACACUUGUAAAGACUCCUAGAGAUCAUCUGUGCAAUCGAUACUGCGGCGGAAGUCACACGGUAACAACUCCUCAGCAGAGAGUGAUGCGAAUGGGCCAUUUCAUCAAUGAGUGGGGACCGGAAAUAAUUCAACUGACGGAAGGGAUGAUAAAGGGUACGGAUGGAAGGAUGUACAGAAGUCGUCGGGUGCCGGAUAAAAUCGAUGUCUGCGGGCCUGCAUACUGUGACGAUCGUGGCGACGAUGGUCGACCGUCCUCGGAUCGACCGGCCUCUGCUACUGUGCCAACCAAGAAAUUGUCCGAUAGACAAGCUUCCAUUAGUCCAAAGAAACGAAGCGCAAGGAGACACUCUCGAGACGUAGGCAGAGAAGCAAUGGAAGGGCUGGCUGAAGCUUCUGGAGCAGAAGAUCAAGAAUCCGUGGAUAUGCCGCUGGAUCGUGGGGAACCUCCGAGUCAUCCUGCUCGAUACAUCGAAGAGGACGAAAUGGAAGAACAAGACUGA
Habropoda laboriosa is the source of this 2628-nucleotide messenger RNA. RefSeq lists its product as uncharacterized. The transcript is spliced from 14 exons. The record is from RefSeq and is a predicted model, not a curated record. NCBI's taxonomy places the organism in Eukaryota, Metazoa, Arthropoda, Insecta, Hymenoptera, Apidae. The coding region runs from base 1 to 2628 and encodes 875 amino acids.